AUGAUGGCCGAUCUCAAUCAGGAGACCCUUCACAAAGCUGGCAUCGGCAAUUUCUUUCGUCCAGGCCAGCUUGAGCCGCUGGGCAUCACCUAUCACAGGCUUCGGCAGCUUGAGGCUGAAGAGGCAGUCGAGCGUGUCGGCUGGGGUCUCUACCGCCUUGCUGACGUCGAGCCCACUGAGCGCUACUCGAUAGCUUCCGUCUGCGCCCGGGCGCCCAACGCGAUAGUCUGUCUCCUCUCGGCUCUCCAGGUGUACGAGAUCGGCACGCAACUACCUCGACAGGUCUGGAUUGCCAUUCCGCACAAGGCGAGACCCCCUUCCAGCGGAAAUAUUGGAAUUCGCCUGGUCCGGUUCAGCGGCGCGGCCUUGAGCUGCGGACUGCAGGAAACGAAAUUUGAGGAGGUGCCUGCCCGCAUUACCUCCCCGGUGCGCACCAUAGUUGAUUGCUUCCGGUUCCAGCGCCUCAUUGGGCGGGAAGCCGCGCUGGAGGCGCUGCAGGAGGCUCUCCGGGACAGAAAGGGCUAUCCUGGACUCCGGGGUGCUAUGAGCACCAACACUGAGCACUCUAUCAGGGCACGACUGCUCAACAGGGCGAGGAGCGAGGGGACGGAGUUCCAACUUUACCUUGUUCGCUACGCCUGCGAGCGGUUUCUCUACCGGCUGGGGGCGUCCGCGGCGCGUGGCCAUUGCAUCCUGAAGGGUGCGGGUCUCUUGGCCGUAUGGAUGGAGGAGCCUUACAGGGCCACGCGGGACAUUGACAUACUGGCCUUCGGAGCGAACGACGUGGAGGCCAUCAGGGCCAUGAUGUCCACUAUCUGCAACGUGCCGUGUCCUGAGGACGGGUUGCUAUUCGACAUUGACACCCUGGAUGUGUCGGCGAUUCGGGACGAUCAG
Messenger RNA from Geodia barretti, 894 nucleotides. NCBI's taxonomy places the organism in Eukaryota, Metazoa, Porifera, Demospongiae, Tetractinellida, Geodiidae. The record is from the annotation of a GenBank genome assembly.